CCUGGCUGGUCGAUCGGAUAAGGAGAGAAUAACUAGGAGAGAGAGCGACUCAAGCCACGUCCGAAUCCCCAAUCCUUUGACCAACACACGCGGAGGCUCCCAUGGCCGCUCGGCCGCAUCAACGCGGAAAGGUGCUCCCGCCGUGCUCUUCCUCGUCGGAGGAGCCGCCGGGGAGGCGGGUGCUAAGCACAGCGCCAUUGGGGAGGCCAAGGGAGGCGGGCUCCCAUGUGCCUGCGCGGAAACCGUGCUAGUGGGAGGCCAUUGCCGCCGCGGCGCAGGAUGCGGCGAGCUUCGGGUGGCGGCGUCGGUGGCCGCGCUGGUGACGGGAGGUCUCCGUCGGCUGCCGCCGGGUGGUUCCGGACGGCGCGCGUCGCCCAACCGCUGGUCGUGAAGACCAAGCGCGCCAGGAGCACCACCGUGCCAGGAGGCCGCGGCCGCGUACACGGCGGACUGCAAGGAUGCAAGCCGUGCUAUACCGCGGGCAUGGCUACAGCUGAGGCAAGCGCGGACGCGAGCGUUGCGGAGACUCAAUUCACUCGGUGGCGAGCGUGAGCGCCGCCGGGCUCCAUUUGCCGGUGCGGCCGGAGUAGCAUCUUGGCGGCGGGACGCCAAUGGCCAGGAGACGGCGGCGAGCGCCCGUGCGCGGCGAAGAUGGAGUGGUGGCCGGCGGCGACGGGGAUGAUGGCCACGGCCUCCGCCGGGGGUACCUGCAUCUAGUCCGAAGGCGGCCGCACGCGCUGGGUACCGUCGCCGAUGGGCCAUGGUCCGCGCGCCGUCACCUCGUCCUCCAGGCACCGACCUCUCCCUUUCUUCCGUUCUUCUUUUCCUGUGAUUCUGGGCAGAGCUCUCGGCAGAGCUCGUGCUGAUAACGUGUUGAAUGUAAAUGAGAAUGAAUCGAACUUCUAUCUUUCAUUGAUCA
Molecule: messenger RNA, 919 nt
Organism: Triticum aestivum (bread wheat)
Lineage: Eukaryota; Viridiplantae; Streptophyta; Magnoliopsida; Poales; Poaceae
Exons: 2
Coding region: 226-552 (108 amino acids)
Source: RefSeq, a predicted model, not a curated record